This is a messenger RNA of Syzygium oleosum, 429 nucleotides long. RefSeq lists its product as uncharacterized. Bases 1 to 429 code for a protein of 142 amino acids. NCBI's taxonomy places the organism in Eukaryota, Viridiplantae, Streptophyta, Magnoliopsida, Myrtales, Myrtaceae. The transcript has a single exon. The record is from RefSeq and is a predicted model, not a curated record.
AUGUUGGAUCACACUGCAGAAUUGGUAGCUCAGGCAGCAUCCAACUCUCUCGUCGUCUUCUGUUUCUGCAAUUUACUCAUAGUCAUCAUCCUCAUGGCCCCAAAACCCAGCUCGAAUUUCGAAGAUAGCAGCGAGUUUCAUCUUCCAAUUCUCACCCACAACAGUGUGAUUAAUAAGCAGAGGAUAGACAUUGAGCAGCCACCCAAAAUUGAGGAGACAUCGCCAGAGGUUAUGGAGUUAUGCGUCAGUGAGAACUUGGAAAAGGUAGGCAGGAGCUACAACAAUGAGCGUGAAGAUGAUGGGGAAAGUAAUAAUGACAACGAUGAUGCAUUGAGAAGAAGAAUUGAGGCUUUUAUUGACAAGGUAAAUGGGGAAUGGAAAGCGGAGAAAUUGAGAACAGACUAUCUAUGUGAGCAAGUGGAUUUGUGA